CUUGCAGAGGUUAUAUGAUUUGGGCGGGUGUUAUGUUAUAUUGGUAGUGUAAAAAUGGCGUCGACGGUGUGUGUGUCUAGGUGCCGACUUUUAGCUAAAUUAGAAAUAAAUCGCGGUUUGUGUUUAUCUCCAAUAUUUAGGGAUUUGUCCAAUAACAGAGAAUCAUGGUGUCGUCGAUGGCGGCCGAUGCGUCGCUCUUUGUUCACGAGCGUAUGCGUGCACGGAUCCAAAGCUACUCCCACCAAAAUCGACCACGAAUCUGACGAAGUGUCGGUGACGUACCGGCGCGGACUACCUGUGAUAACGGUGCCGCUACCGUCGCGUCGAGAGAAGUGCCGCUUCACACUCCGACCUGUCUCGCAGACCGUCGGCGACCUCCUGGAGCAGGUGAAGGCGGAAGACCGCGGCGUGGAGCGCGCGGUGGCGUUAGCGGCCGAGGACCGCGUGCGCAUCGCCGCCAGUGACACGGUGGAGGCGCUGCUGGAGAACGACUUCCGGCUGCUCAUCAACGACACCGAGUACUACGUCAAAAGCCCGGCGCAGGAACGCCUCAGCAUGGAGGAGAUCACGCGGCUGAGCGACGUGAGGAACUUAGUGAACCAGCUGUACGAGGCGCUCAAUGUUAGAGAGCACCAGGUCCGCAAGGAGCGCGAGCUGAGAGCGCAGUUAGAAAAGUUAUCCGCUGAAUUGCAGCCGCUAGAAGAGAAGCGCCUGUCACUAGAGGUGGAGACUACCCGCAAGACGUCAGCGCUGACGUGGGUGGGUCUGGGGCUCAUGGGUGUACAAUUCGGCGUGCUGGCGCGACUCACCUGGUGGGAGUACUCCUGGGACAUCAUGGAGCCGGUCACGUACUUCGUCACGUACGGCACAGCCAUGGCCGCGUACGCGUACUUCGUUCUCACUAAACAGGAAUAUAUCUUGCCUGAUGUAAAGGAUAGACAACAUCUGAUAACUCUACACAAGAAAGCGAAAAAGAUCGGUCUCGAUCUAACUCAAUACAACCAUCUAAAGGAUGAGGUAGACAAAGUCCAAAAGGAUCUCGCCAGACUGCGGGACCCGCUGCACAUCCACCUCCCGCCGCUGACCGGCAAGUCGGAAGACUCCAAGCGCUCACCCUUGACCAAAAUAAAGGACAUGCUCGAAGAAACCACCAAAAAGAUGAAAAUCACGUAAUAUAUGCUGUAACUGACGCUGCGAGGCGUUCCAUAGACUAACCUGUUGUCAAAGGUUUUCGUCGUAGAUAUGUUCAUUGAGGAAACUCAUCGAUGAGCACUGACCGACUUUUUACUUGUUGAGACGAAUAAUAUAUAUUAUUAAAUCCUACUACAAAAUAUAAGGCACCUAGCACACUAGAUUGCCACGCCACGACGAGGGCAGCAACAACCAAGUUAACUAAAGAAACCACAUGACUGGUCGUUGCGACCAAGGUACGUAUACUUUGUUAUGACAAUUCGGCGGCCCGAUCAGCCAGUAUUGAGCACGCAGAAUAACCAUGACAAUUGGCUGCUUUACGACCAGUGCUGGAUUUAGGCAACUUGAUGCCCUAAGCAAUCAUCCCCUGUGGGCCCUUAUAAUAAUUAAGUAAACAAAAUAUAAGUAGGUAAAAUAUGUAUAAUCAAUUUAAAACAUUCAUGGGCUCGUUAUAUUUUCAGAUCGUCUCUGAUACCCCCCUAUAAGGAAAGCCCUUAGCAAUUGCUUAAAUAGCUUAUAGACUAAUCCAGGACUGUUUACGAAGAGUCGUGGUUGUGCCCGGAAAUCUGGUCGCAGACAAACCGUAGCUUUUGUGACCACGGACUAGCAUUAUCCGCAUAAUGUACAAGGUCCCUUAUAUUGAAUGAGAUUUAAAAUGAAAACUCUAAUAAAUAAAUACGUCUCGUAUCUGUUAUGCUUUAUUCGUGUUAGCAAACAAGCUCAUGAAUCAGGACGUGAUUCAAUUUACUUUGUUACGACUGUUUAUGAAAACAAGUUGUGAAAUAAUGACAGGAAUGAUAUAAAUUCUUUGUUGGGACAUAUCUACGAUUGAAAACUUUGAUCUGUUGUUCAUUGAUCGGUGCAUUUUUUAUUGAUUUUUGGAUGUUGAACUGUAUUGUAACACAUGUGUGAAGUCUGCUAAUCCGCAUUGGACCAGCGUGGUGGACUAUUGGCCUAACCCCUCUCAUUCUGAGAGAAGACGCGAACUCAGCAGUGAGCCGAAUAUGGGUUGAUAAUGAUGAUGAUGAUGCUGAUAUCAAUAUGUCUGUCUUAUGAUAAUGGUGAAGGAGGAACACGCUCAAAAACUAGCUCAGCACGCUCCCUGAAAAUACCGAUAGAUAGGCAACUUAACUGCAAAACCUUCAGCACUCUUACUGCGAUAGUACAUUAUGGUUCAACAUGCCGAACUAGAUUUUUACAUACAUUUGCUGUAAUAGUUAUUAAACAAAGUUACGUGCGGAAACGGAGGUCUGUUUGAAUAUUAAAAAAAGAAACAGUUAUGACGACGACGAGAUACCGACCUACAAUAACCUUUAUUAAAAGCGACCAUUCCGAUGCUGACGACCAAGUGUCAGACUAAUUACAUAAGGACUAGUCAUCAUAUCGGCCGAUGGACGUCCCCUGCAAGACAUAGGCCUUUUGUAGGGACUUCCAUAUAUCACGAUAUUGAGCUACCCGCAUCCAACGAAUACCUGCGACUCGCUUGAUGUUGUCAGUCCACCUCGUGAGUGGUCGGCGAACACUGCGCUUUCUAAUGCGGGGUCGCCAUUCCAGCACUUUCGGACCCCAACGUCCAUCGGCUCUUCGAACUAUGUGCCCCGCCCAAUGCCACUUCAGCUUCGCAACUCGUUGAGCUAUGUCGGUGACUUUGGUUCUUCUGCGGAUCUCCUCAUUUCUGAUUCGAUCACGUAGAGAUACUCCUAACAUAGCUCGUUUCAUCGCCUGCUGUGUACUCUAAGGACUUAUAUCGCACCCAAAUUCACGAACAAAAUUGUCUUUCAUUUUCUGAGGAAAAUGAGCUUAGAUUUGGUAUACUAAACUAGAUGAUUUUGCCCGUUUUUUACACCAUUCAAUUACGCAAAAGGGUAUUUUUACCGAGCUAAUUAACCGACGAAAACGAUUACAACUAUGAAACAUCGUUUCUAUAGAGACAUUUUAUAUAAUCGCACUAGAUCGUUGAUUAUAUACUUUAAGACAAAAGUAACUUCUAGCGAGGCAGGUCCUUAUCUAAUUAAUCUGAGGACCAAGCCGAUUGACAAACGCGACAGACGACUGCGACAAUCGCGGUUGCCUGUAUAAGUUAUUAGUUUUAUCUAAAAGUUAGACGAUUGAAGUGUAUUGUAGGUCGGGAACGUUUUUAAUUACAUAUUUAAAAAUUAUAGCUAUUGUUCAUGCACAAAUUGCUUUUAGUCUUUAGUGGGUCGAAUAUUUUUUGUCAUAUUUUUCGUCAUAUUUUGCCUUUUAUUAUUUUUAUACCAAGUUUUGAUUUGAAAUGUUGAAUAACUAUUUGCAAUUUUAUAAAUUACGUACGUCGUAUGUCUUGAGAUUGAAAUACACGCAAUAAUAAAAUUGUUUUCUUUUAAAAUUAUAGUAUUUUUUUAAAAUUAUAGAAUUAUAGUAUUCUUGAAUAAUAAAGCAGUGGUAAAAAUAUCUGAAAAAGAUAUUGGCAACCGUUGUGUGUUUGUUUUGUAGUGAAAAUAUAUUUAGUUAAAUUUUAUUAUACUAAUUAUUUUAUUAAUAAUAUUAAUUGUUUGUUGGUAUUUUUGUAAACUGUGCUCAGAUAUAUUGUUUCCUAUAAAUGUUAAGGACUAACACAAAUAGUUUAACUGUGCCAACACAAAACUGAAUCACGUAGACGUAAGAAUUUACUGAAAUGCAAAGAUUGUUGACAUACCUAAAUGUAUUUUAAAUUUAAAAUAUUUUACUUUAAUUAUUAAAAUAAACAUUAGUCAUAUUUUUAGUGAACUCGCGUAUAUUUUUUGGGAAUUUAGUUAAUGGUUAUUGUUGAGAUUUUUAUCAUAAUUAUUACAAUUGAACUGAAUCGAUAUGUAAAUGAUAGAAGUAACAUCGGCGCCUUAAAAAUAACAAGUUAUGUACAAUAUUAUUUUCUUGUGACCAAAACGUCCUAAGAGCCGUGAAUGCCUACAACUCGUGCGAAUCAACUUGACAUCUGGUUCGAAUAACGUUUGUUUAUGAACUGUGGUACGUAGUGCAAAAAAGUAUUGAACUUUCUGAUUGAACUUUCGGUCUCAGCCAAGGUUCGGUGAAAUGGCUCCACUGUAGUUAUGGGUAUAAUUAUUAAUAUUAGCAAAGUAUACUUUAACAAAGUGCGUCGAUCGCUGCUUAGACAAAUCGGUUUAUUUAUUCUAGUCCUUUUAGAUUAAACUAACGUUGGUAAAAUGACCCCAUGGUUAUGUGGAAGUUUUGACUGUCAAGUUAACUCGCACGAGUUACACGUGGCGGUUACACGUUUCGCUCAACAAAGUAAGCUAGACGGCUAGCUAAGUGCGGCGAUAUCGCCGCAGUUUCAGUACCUACACAAUUGUGAUGAGUUUUGUCUUCUGUAAUACUUAGUACACGUAAAUCAUAACCAAAAUCAAUCUAAAUGAAAUUCCAAUAUACCUAAAUAAUAAAAAAAAUAUUAUGUAUUAGGCAUAUUAAAGGUGGUAGUGGACGCUUUUGGGCAUGAUUUUGUAUUGUGAUGUUGUUUCUAUCUAUUUAUAUAUGUGUUUAAACCUGACUUUACUGAAUACUUUUAAUAUUAUCGACAAAGGGACCAUCUGUCAAACACAAAAAACGUUAGAAAAUUAUAAUGGAUGGCCCUUAUUAUAACAAUUUAUGUAUUUAUUUGUAGUUAGUAAUUUCUAGUCCUAUAUAAAACUGAAAAGUAAUUUUAAUGUGUUCCUUUUUGGCUUGCCCUAAAAUAUAUAAAAAGUAAAAUGCAUGGCUUUUUCAUAAGGAGUGACUUAUUGAGUAUUAAAUUUUUUUUAUAAUUAAAUACUUUAAUCGCACAAAAUGGAGAUUGUGCUUGGAAUUUAUUUGAAUUUGUAUUAAAUAUUGUUAUUAUAUUAUUAAAUUAUGUCAUCUGUUUAUUUGAUUAAUAAAUUAUACAUCAAUU
Molecule: messenger RNA, 5089 nt
Organism: Bicyclus anynana (squinting bush brown)
Lineage: Eukaryota; Metazoa; Arthropoda; Insecta; Lepidoptera; Nymphalidae
Gene: MCU
Product: calcium uniporter protein, mitochondrial
Exons: 8
Coding region: 55-1173 (372 amino acids)
Biological process (GO): mitochondrial calcium ion homeostasis; calcium import into the mitochondrion
Cellular component (GO): uniplex complex; mitochondrial inner membrane
Molecular function (GO): calcium channel activity; uniporter activity
Source: RefSeq, a predicted model, not a curated record